Molecule: messenger RNA, 687 nt
Organism: Danio rerio (zebrafish)
Lineage: Eukaryota; Metazoa; Chordata; Actinopteri; Cypriniformes; Danionidae
Gene: rpl19
Product: ribosomal protein L19
Biological process (GO): translation
Cellular component (GO): ribosome; cytoplasm; cytosolic large ribosomal subunit
Molecular function (GO): RNA binding; structural constituent of ribosome
Source: RefSeq, marked provisional
GCUGCUUUCCGCUGACCACCAGCCAUGAGUAUGCUCAGACUUCAGAAGAGGCUGGCCUCCAGCGUCUUGCGCUGUGGCAAGAAGAAAGUGUGGCUGGACCCAAACGAAACCAACGAAAUUGCCAAUGCAAACUCCCGCCAACAAAUUCGUAAGUUGGUGAAGGAUGGUUUGAUCAUCAAGAAGCCCGUCACGGUUCACUCCCGUGCUCGAUGCCGCAAGAAUACUCUUGCACGAAGGAAGGGUCGUCACAUGGGCGUUGGUAAGAGAAAGGGUACCGCAAACGCACGUAUGCCCGAGAAGUUGUGCUGGAUGAGACGCAUGCGUAUCCUGCGUCGACUUCUGAGACGUUACAGAGAGGCCAAGAAGAUCGACAGGCACAUGUACCACAGCCUGUAUCUGAGGGCAAAGGGUAACGUGUUCAAGAACAAGCGCAUCCUGAUGGAGCACAUACACAAGCUCAAAGCAGACAAGGCCCGCAAGAAGCUCUUGGCUGAUCAGGCUGAAGCUCGUCGUACAAAGACCCGUGAGGCCCGUAAGCGUCGCGAGGAGAGACAGCAGGCUAAGAAAGAGGAGAUCAUUAAAACUCUUUCCAAAGAGGAUGAGACCAAGAAAUAAGUUUGUCUUUCUGCUGUCCCCUAUGUGUUGUUUAAUUCACUUAAGUGAUGAAAAUAAACACUGUUUGUUACA